Molecule: messenger RNA, 1470 nt
Organism: Malania oleifera
Lineage: Eukaryota; Viridiplantae; Streptophyta; Magnoliopsida; Santalales; Ximeniaceae
Product: aluminum-activated malate transporter 10
Exons: 6
Coding region: 1-1470 (489 amino acids)
Biological process (GO): malate transport
Cellular component (GO): plant-type vacuole membrane
Source: RefSeq, a predicted model, not a curated record
AUGGUGAAGGGAAAGGACCUAUCUGGCAGAUUGGAAUGGAGGGUCAAUAUACCAGAUGGGACUUCAGAGAUAGUAGAGACAGAGUCUGGGCUGGUCCACGGAGUUUGGCCAGGGUUGAAGCGUCUGGUUUUAGGAUUCAUGCUGAAAAUUUGGAAGUUCUUGGAGAAGGCUUGGGAGUUGGCAGUUUCUGAGCCUAAAAAGGUCAUCCAUUGUGUCAAAGUAGGGGUGGCUCUUUCUUUGGUGUCACUUCUCUACUACGUGAGGCCUCUGUAUGAUGGUUUUGGAGGGAAUGCCAUGUGGGCUGUUAUGACUGUGGUGGUAGUUUUCGAACAAAACGUAGGUGCAACACUCUCUAAAUGCAUCAAUAGAACAGUUGGAACUUUCCUCGCUGGAUCUUUGGGAGUCGGCGUUCACUGGGUUGCAGAUAAGUCUGGAGAAACUUUUGAGCCCAUAAUUCUUGGAGUCUCAGUCUUUAUCUUUGCCACAGCAGCAACCUUCUCUCGAUUCAUUCCAUCAGUGAAAGCCCGAUUCGACUAUGGUGCUAUCAUCUUCAUACUCACAUUCAGCCUAGUUUCUGUUUCAGGCUAUCGCAUAGAAAAAUUGCUAGAUCUGGCACACCAAAGAUUAUCAACAAUCGCCAUUGGAACGUCCCUGUGCAUCAUAAUUAGCAUGUUUUGCUGUCCCAUAUGGGCAGGGGAUGAGCUUCACCGUCUGAUACAUUGUAACCUGGAUAAGCUAGCCCAUUCCUUCGAUGGAUGUGUAGCAGAGUACUUCAAGGACAACACAAUGGUAACCGUUGACGAAGAGGAUUCUAGUAAAAAAAUACAAGGCCACAGGUGCGUGCUCAAUUCGAAAGCUGCAGAAGAAUCUCUGGCCAAUUUUGCAAGAUGGGAACCAGCACACGGCAGAUUCAACUUCAGACAUCCAUGGAAACAGUACCUUAAGAUUGGGGCCACAAUGCGUAGCUGCGCUCGCUGCAUAGAGACUCUUAACAGUUGUAUCAGCUCUGAUACUCAGGCACCUGAGUACGUAAAGAAAUACAUCAGUAAAGUCUCCACGGGAUUGAGCUCCUCUUCUUCAAAUAUCUUGAAAGAAUUGGCAAUUACAAUGAGAACCAUGAAAAGAUCAUCAAAGAUAGAUUCCCUGGUGAAUGAGAUGAAUGUUGCAGUACAAGACCUGCAAAAUGCCUUGCAGUCUCUUCCAAACCAACUCAUGGCACCUUCACUGCCAACAGCAAUUGAUGGUUCUAGUGAUGCAAAAGGAGAGCCGGAGACCCAAACCACCACAACACCCUUUGCGGAGGUUCUUCCACUGGCCACAUUUGCCUCACUAUUGAUCGAAAUAGCAUCCAGAAUUGAACGAAUUAUUGAUGAAGUUGGCGAGCUAGCAAGCUCAGCAAGAUUCAAGCCAGCAACCGAUAAAAGCCUCAGACAAAAUCAACCCACCAACUCCCCCACUCAGGAUAUCUAA